AUGGAGAGACCGGUGAAAGAUGGGAUCCUCUAUGUGCAGCACUGCAAAUUUGGAAAGAGGUCCUGGAGGAAGAUGCGAGCUCAGCUCUUCGCUGCCAGCCCCUCCGGCGUGGCCCGCAUGGAGAAGUUCGACGUGCGGGAUGAUGGCACGACACUGGAGAAGACCUCCCUGCGGCGGUGUGCCCGCCGGGUGAUCCGCCUCUCGGACUGUGUCUCUGUGGGCCCGGCGGGCACAGAGAGCUGCCCCAAAGCCACUGCCGCCUUUUACCUCACCACAACAGAGAAGAGCUACGUGCUGGCAGCUGAGCAGCGGGAUGAGUGGAUCACUGAGCUCUGCCAGCUGGCCUUCCAGGGUGCAAAGGAGAUGGCGCAGAGCAGCACUAGGAUCCAGCCCAGCCCCACUGUCCCCAUGGAGGAGAACUCUCUCUACUCCUCCUGGCAGGACCUGACUGAAUUCCCAGUAGUGGUGGUCCAGACAGAUGCAGCCACCCGCUGCGGCCUGCAUGGGCACUAUCUGCUCUCAGUUC
Messenger RNA from Phaethon lepturus (White-tailed tropicbird), 526 nucleotides. RefSeq names its product docking protein 3 (gene DOK3). The transcript has 4 exons. NCBI's taxonomy places the organism in Eukaryota, Metazoa, Chordata, Aves, Phaethontiformes, Phaethontidae. The record is from RefSeq and is a predicted model, not a curated record. The annotation marks the transcript as partial. Gene Ontology annotation, cellular component: cytoplasm. Gene Ontology annotation, biological process: positive regulation of MAPK cascade; cell surface receptor protein tyrosine kinase signaling pathway.